UUUGCCUGUCCCUCCCUCGCUCCCUUCCCCGACAGCUUCGGCCGCCCCAACAGGACGUGGCGGGUGCGCGGGUCGCCCGGCCAGGUUCAUGAACGGCAUUUUGGGCAGGACAUUCGGUGCUAGGAACUGAGAGCCAGUUUGCUGAAUUAUUAUCCCAGUCAUUCGGGAUUGCUGUGCGUUUCUGGGAAGGUCCUCCCAAGUGCUAGCCCAGGUGGAGGCACACCUGGAAGCCAUUUUCAAGAACUUCUGCCACAGGUGUAAAAGACUCCAGCCCUGCAAAGAUGCUGAAACAGAUACUGUCGGAGAUGUACAUAGAUCCUGAUCUGCUGGCAGAGCUCAGCGAAGAACAGAAACAGAUCCUGUUCUUCAAGAUGAGGGAGGAACAGAUCCGCCGAUGGAAAGAAAGAGAAGCAGCAAUGGAAAAAAAGGAGUCCUUGCCAGUGAAAUCCAGACCAAAGAAAGAGAACAGCAAAUCUGUUCAUUGGAAGCUGGGAGCCGACAAGGAGGUCUGGGUCUGGGUGAUGGGCGAACACCACCUCGACAAGCCCUACGAUGUCCUCUGUAAUGAGAUUCUUGCUGAGCGGGCCCUGAAAGCACAGCAGGAAGUGGAAGAGCUCAGCAAAGCUCAGUCCAAAGAAUUCACCAAUAGCUUGACCACUAAAUCCCAUUACCGUGAUCUGCCAACACCAGAUACCUGGGAGUCCCAGAACAUCUGUAAGAAAGUGGCAGAAGGGGAGGAACCGGCGCCAGACUCUAGACCAGCACCACCCCUUAAAGAAGAGAAAACUCCAUCACCCUCCAGUUCCUCAAGAAAUAUUCAACAAAUGUUGGCAGAUUCUAUCAAUCGUAUGAAGGCAUAUGGAUUUCACCAGAAGAAAGAAUCCUCGAAGAAAGCACCAGACGAAGAAAUAAAACAACUAGGUGAAGAGAGAACGAAGCAGAUUUAUAAGAGCUGGAAAGAGGAUUCGGAGUGGCAGGCAUCUCUGAGAAAAUCCAAAGCAGCCGAUGAGAAGAGACGCUCCCUGGCUAAACAAGCGCGUGAAGAUUACAAGAGGUUAUCCCAAAAAGCGAGAAGCAGCGAGGGACUGCAGAGCCCCCCAAGUGUUCCACAGAAACCAAAGAGACCCCCUCUUCCACCCAAGCCUAAAUUCCUAAACCCAGCAGAAUACCCCCGAAAGCCUUUUAGAAAUCAGGGAUUGACAAGGACAGAAUCUGGCUCCGCCCAGGAGGACAUCGUCCGAUGGUUUAAGGAGGAGCAGCUGCCUCUGCGAGCAGGCUACGAGAAAACAGCCGACACCAUCGCUCCCUGGUUCCACGGAAUUCUCACACUAAAGAGAGCAAAUGAACUUCUGAGCACGUGCAAGCCAGGCAGUUUUCUGGUCCGAGUCAGUGACAGGAUCAAAGGCUACGCCCUGUCCUACCUGUCGGAGGAUGGCUGUAAGCAUUUCCUCAUUGAUGCCUCCACCGACUCCUACAGCUUCCUGGGCGUGGACCAGCUGCAGCACGCCACGCUGGCGGACCUGGUGGGGUAUCACAAGGAGGAACCCAUCACCUCCCUGGGGAAGGAGCUCCUCCUGUACCCCUGUGGCCAGCGGGACCAGACCCCCGACUACCUGGAGCUCUUCGAGUGACAGCCCCAGCGUGGCAUCCUGCGGCCUCCAGCUGGGCUUUCCUCGGGACAGGUGCCGCUGAAAUGGAUGUUGGUGUGUGAAGCCAAAAUGCCCCUGCAACGAAGCCAAUACCGAUCAACUGAAAGUGUCCUAUGGAAACCUCCCUUCUGCACGAAGCUAGCAUCUCACAUUAGGAGGAAGUGCCCUGCGCACGGUAUCCAGGCACUCCGAAAGGGAAGGGAGAUUCCCCAUUUCAGGGACUACCCAACGUGAUGGCCCCAACCCAAUCCUCAUCAUGCAGAUAAGAUAAAGGGAACAAAGACGACAUUGAGACGCCUUUUAGGAAUGAACACGUUCUUUCAAAACCAGUAGCUGGUGGGAACUAUUUCAUGGUAUCUGCACUCUCCCUUUGCAUCAUCUCAGAAGGUCUCAGGGUCCUAUUUAUAUGAAGUUACCUUCUGGCUUUUUAAAAAAAGUCUUUAUUGAUGGCCGAGUAACCCUCUAAACACACUUUACUUAUAGAGCUUGUUGGAGUCAGGAUGUAAGGUAUGUAGCAAAACAAAGUUGGGAAUGUAAAUUGAAUGCAUUUAAAAAAUAUAGGGUGGGAGGCCUACCAUGUACAAAAACACUGUGGACUAGGAGAGUGAGCAGGUAUCUAGGAGAGUGUUUCCUCAUUCGGGACAGCCAGCACCGCGCUGGCCCCGUGCACUUCGGCUCUGCCCAGGAGCGCACCAAGGCUGGAGCGCAUGCGCGUGUAAGGUGCUGCUUGCGGGUGGUGACUGACAGAAUGGAAUAGUGAGAGGUGUGGGCGCUACUUCUUGCAGGUUGAACUGUGCGCCCAAAAAGAUAUGUUGAAGUCCUAGCCCCCAUCCCUGUGAAUGCAACCUUAUUUGGCCAUAGGGUCUUUGCCGAUGGAAUCGAGUUAAGAUGAGCUCAUACCGAAUUAGGGCGGCCCGCAUAAUCGGUGACUGGCAUCCUUACAAGGAAAGAGCGAUUUGGAAACAGAGACACACACAGAGGGAAGGAGGCCGUGAGACGACAAAGCCGAGAUUGGAGAGAUGCAGUUACAAGGCAGCGACGCCAAGGAUCGCUGGGGACCACAAGGAGCUGGGAGAGCGGAGUGGCACGGAACAGCUUCUCCCAGGGCUUUAAAGGGGACGUCGUCCCACCGACACCUUGAUUUCAGACUCUAUGAGAGAAUAAGUUUCUGUUGUUUUAAGCCACUGAGUGUAUGGUAGUUUGUCAUGGCAGCCCUAGAAAACUAAUACAGAAGUUUAUGUAAUUACAGAAACUGAUGUGCAUUACAUACCAUUUGUUGAUACACAGAGCUCCUUCCUUACAAUGAAGGAAAAAAUGGGAGGGGAGAAGGACCUUCCUCUGGCUCUUUUCAGCUCUGGGACAAAGAAUUGCUCAGUCAGGAAUCUUAUGCUCCGCUGCACCCCGGCCCCCACCUCCAGCCUCCAGCCUCAGUAGGCGGAUGGCCUGACUGAGGAGGCUGGGAGCCACAAGAUCACCCUUCGGGGAAGACAGAGAUUUACUCAGACUGUAGGCCUAACUCCAGGAGUCGGCAUUGUUUUAAAGGAAGCAGAACAUGGUAGCAGUUUGUUCCUGCGGUUGUUGGUUGUGUAAAGCAAUCACUGACAGUGUAAAAGGGGCCCUGAAAAGAGGGCAGGGUGCAUGUCUGUGCAUAUGUAUGUAUGAGUGUGCAUGGGUGGAUUUGUGUACUUUAAUGGGGAAGUGUUUAAGCACAGAUAGCUGUUACAUGUUUCUUGAAGUGUUCAGUGUGAUUUCCAUCACCUGAGAGGCACUGUCAGACAAUUGUCUAAGAGAACCUGUCUCUCAGCUUUUGUUUCUGUGACUCAACGGUCACAGCAUUAAAGAACUGCCGAGAGAGCAUGGGGCUAGAGGUCAGCGACUCCCUCUUUUCCCGCCUCUUCCCAUCAUUAGCUUUGUGACCUUGGAUGGGUCCCUUUACCUCUCUGAUCCUCAGUUUUCAUUUCUAAUAAAAUAAAGCAAGGUAUUUGGACUAGGUGAUCUUUGUUAUUUACAUUCAGCAAUGAAAUCUUACGGUUCUAGAAUGAAUAGAAAAAUACCCCGUAGUCACUAACAAUUAUGAAGACACAUAAGAUUCCAGCA
Molecule: messenger RNA, 3746 nt
Organism: Pteronotus mesoamericanus
Lineage: Eukaryota; Metazoa; Chordata; Mammalia; Chiroptera; Mormoopidae
Gene: SH2D4A
Product: SH2 domain containing 4A
Exons: 10
Coding region: 282-1631 (449 amino acids)
Cellular component (GO): cytoplasm
Molecular function (GO): phosphatase binding
Source: RefSeq, a predicted model, not a curated record